AUGUCGGCAACCGAAAAAAAGCUCCCUCCGGACGGAGGGGACAAAAGCGGGGCGACCGUGGACAUCAGAAGGCUCAGCUCGGGGCGUCUGCACCCUGUGCCCGAUGAAUGUUUGGAGUACGUAGAAGGCUCCGUCUACGACUACGACAUUCCAGAGGAUGUUCACGGAUACGAAGAAGACGAGUCUGUCUACCGUACGGCGGAGGAUGUUCACGAAGAAGACGGGUCUGUCCACGACAAACCAGAACCAGAGGCCGCUCACGGAAACAAAACUCCUGGCGAGGAAGAAAGCUUUGCCUACAAGGCUAAAGCCCGUGUCAUUGGCCUGUGGACUAGGGUGAUAUCUAGCAGAGUGAUCGUGCCUGCAGUGGGUUGUGGGAUCGUGGUGAUAGCGUCAGCUGUCGCCGCUAUAAUCCUGACAACUUUUCUCGGCCUUGCGAGAACUCAGGACGCACUUGGCUCAAUGAUGCAAGAAGACAUGAUGAUCAGGGCAAACCUACAGAAAGUGAGCUCUCCAUUCCUGACGACAUUCUUCGACUAUAACCACACUGCUGCACUGGAAUGGCUGGAGCCAUUUGCAAACAUCAGCCUGGACUCCAAGACCCUGCCAGUAACCGUCACGUCUCUGCCAACCACAGACCUGAAUGAAUGUACAAAGACACCAUGCCUACAUGGACGCUGUGUGAACAAAGAUGGCGGAUACAAAUGUACCUGCAACCCUGGAUGGACUGGACAGAACUGUCAGCAAGACCUGAAUGAAUGUACAAAGACACCAUGCCUACAUGGACGUUGUGUGAACAAAGAUGGCGGAUACAAAUGUACCUGCAACCCUGGAUGGACUGGACAGAACUGUCAGCAAGACCUGAAUGAAUGUACCAAGAAACAAUGCCUACAUGGACGCUGUGUGAACAAAGAUGGUGGAUACAAAUGUACCUGCAACCCUGGAUGGACUGGACAGAACUGUCAGCAAGACCUGAAUGAAUGUACCAAGAAACCAUGCCUACAUGGACGCUGUGUGAACAAAGAUGGUGGAUACAAAUGUACCUGCAACCCUGGAUGGACUGGACACAACUGUCAGCAAGACCUGAAUGAAUGUACCGGAAACCCAUGCAAACAUGGACGUUGUGUGAACAAAGAUGGCGGAUACACAUGUACCUGCAACCCUGGAUGGACUGGACAGAACUGUCAGCAAGACCUGAAUGAAUGUACUGGAAAUCCAUGCCUACAUGGACGCUGUGUGAACAGAGAUGGCGGAUACACAUGUACCUGCAACCCUGGAUGGACUGGACAGAACUGUCAGCAAGACCUGAAUGAAUGUACCAGAAACCCAUGCAAACAUGGACGCUGUGUGAACAAAGAUGGCGGAUACAACUGUACCUGCAACCCUGGAUGGACUGGACAGAACUGUCAGCAAGCCAAACAAUGUCCUGCGGGGUGGAGUGGAUAUAAGAACCACUGCUACAAGUUGAUGAAAGAUGCAGCCAAAUGGAAGAAGCAAAGAAACGAUAGUGAACGACUCGGUGCAAAUCUGGCAUCUGUCACAAGCCGUGACGAGGCCAACUUCAUCAACACUAUCAUCACUGGCGCUCCUAAAGGGCAGUGGCAGAAUUAUUUCGUCUGGUUUGGACUUCGUCGCAAAGACGGAUUCAGGAAGUUUACGGAUGGGUCACCGGUUACCUACACAAACUGGGAGCCGGGUCAGCCCAACGACAAACGCAGUCUCUUCUCAGCAUUCAAGGGACAGGACUGCGUCGGCAUGUACUCAAAGACUGGCAAGGGGUGUAGCGGCAUGAUGUUCAAGAAUGUAUAUGUGGAAAAGGGACAGUGGAAUGAUGACCAGUGCUACCGUUCCUAUCCGUUCAUCUGCAAGCGUCCAAAAUGA
Molecule: messenger RNA, 1881 nt
Organism: Branchiostoma belcheri (Belcher's lancelet)
Lineage: Eukaryota; Metazoa; Chordata; Leptocardii; Amphioxiformes; Branchiostomatidae
Product: fibropellin-3-like
Exons: 13
Coding region: 1-1881 (626 amino acids)
Molecular function (GO): calcium ion binding
Source: RefSeq, a predicted model, not a curated record